AUGCAAUCCGCCGCCGGACCGCCCGGCGGGUCCAACCCGAAGCGGGCGACUGGCCGUUCGCACCGCUCGGCCGACGGGGCGAGCCCGGCGGCCCUCGAUCGCUCGCCCCGGAAGUGGCCCGACCGGCCCACGCGCACGGCCUGGCCUCUACCGCCACUUUCGGCGGCGCAAUUUGCGCCUUCAUCGCUCUCUGGAUCGUCCUGGCACCCAUCGGACUCCUCCCGACGUCGCCGCCGGCUGUCCACGCCGAGCCAGCCAGUUGCCGGCUCGCACGGCAGCCUCUUCCUCUCGACCAGCCUCAACUUCGACACGGCCAGGCUGCAGCGGGGCACGACCAUCGUGCUGCCCUGUUGCAGCCUGACGUUUCCCACUGCAGCGUUGGGGAUCCUCUAG
Emiliania huxleyi CCMP1516 is the source of this 393-nucleotide messenger RNA. RefSeq lists its product as hypothetical. The coding region runs from base 1 to 393 and encodes 130 amino acids. The record is from RefSeq and is a predicted model, not a curated record. The transcript is spliced from 4 exons. NCBI's taxonomy places the organism in Eukaryota, Haptophyta, Isochrysidales, Noelaerhabdaceae.